This is a messenger RNA of Aspergillus uvarum CBS 121591, 2901 nucleotides long. RefSeq lists its product as uncharacterized. The transcript has 6 exons. Bases 1 to 2901 code for a protein of 966 amino acids. Lineage: Eukaryota; Fungi; Ascomycota; Eurotiomycetes; Eurotiales; Aspergillaceae. The record is from RefSeq and is a predicted model, not a curated record.
AUGGCGGCGGCUCAGGUACAAUCUUUACUUCGCUUCCUAUCACAGGAUGCCAAAAUGCCACUUGCGUCCGCAAUGGGUAAAGUCAUGGAACUUCAGAAGGCCGGCCUAAUAACUCCUGAGCAGAUCUCUAAAUCAGAACUCAAAGUUCUCCAGAACAUCUUUAAGGAUGACAAGCUGGCCAAACAAGUCAUGAACGCAGCAAAGAGAGUGUGCAAAAAGCGAGGCUCAUCUGCUGAAGACACCCCGGCUCCCUCAAAAAGAGUCAAAGGUCCUUCUCGCACACUUGAAUCCAGCACCCCCUUUGACACAGAAUGUGCGCUGGCUCUUCCCGAGUCGAGCAUUCCAGAAGAAGAUCUGUCCAACAUUACCCUGAUCACGAACCGAGCACCACUCGUGCUUGCAUUUGCUGUGUGCGUGUUAAGAUACACAAUGCCCGAGCAGCCGAUUUCUAGCAGACUGAGUCUUGCUCAGGCUGUGGUAAGUGCUAACAGUCGAUCCAAAGCCGUGAGCUUGGGCAUUGAGAGUGAACCCUCCGCUGAAGAAGAAGGAUGGGGAGAGGGCCAGCCGGUGGUGAGGGUCUUGGGCAGAGAGGUGAAGGUGUUGAAGAGAUGGGACUAUGACUCGAGAGAGGGUCGGCCGCCGAAUAAAGGCACUGAGCCGGAUGCGAACGCUCCUGUCGUAUCCGAUGAUGUUUUGGGACAUGUGUCCCAGGACGAAUCAGACAAGGCACCGCCACUCUGGGGUAUCGAUACGGAGGCCAUGCGGAAAGCCCAGAGCUCAGACCAGGAUGUGAAAGUGGACAAGCCUUUGCCCAUCUUCACUCCUGAUUCAGCACGAUCAUAUUUGCAUAAGGCAUUCACCAAGGCUUCUGAUGAAGACGUACCCUCACGCAGGACAGCCGCAAAGAAUGCCUCCCUGUUGGAAGCAGAAAAGGAGGAAUGUCUCGCGCAUCUUCUACGCGCCAUUCACAUUGUCUUCCAGUCCUGGGCCUCCAGUCUCGCCCGGGACGAAUUAGACCGACGUGCAUGGGCCUGGACUCAACAAUCGCAGCAGAAAACCUACAACACCAUUCCCAUCGAUGCGGAUCUGACGGAGGACCCUUUUGGGGAUGAGGCACGAGUGUCAUUCGAUGAAACUCCGCACCGGUCGAGUCUUCCUCCUAAGGGGGUGGACUUUGCGAAUCGCAAUUCCGUCGCGUCUACUACACCUUCCACCACAGCUCGCAGUCAGAGUAUCUCGUCGCGCUUUUCGAUACCCGUUCGGGCCAUGAGUCCUUACACUGGGGCAACCGGUCCCAGCCAUCCGUAUGCGAUGUACCCGCAGGUCGGUGUCAGUCGCUCCCCAAGUGUAGCGACCGCAUCAACUGUACGCCCCGUGGACCAACCGUUGGAAGAUGCCAGUGGACCGCAACAUCCGUAUGCGAUGUACACCCAGAAUGUGGUCCCGGAGGAAGACUUGGACAGUGCCAUGGACAAUGCGAUAUUGGAACCUCCUAUGAUGGACAACUCCAUGGUCCCCCUUGGCUUUCCCGGCCACAAUCAAGCAUACCAACGACCGCCCGGUCGGGCAGAUGAUGACGUCGGGGAUUUGAUUGGCCCUGAUGGACACACAGAACAGCUUCCACCUUACUCCCGCUAUCCCGAAAAUGCCGUCCCCAAGGUAGAGGGGACGUUUGCGCCCGUCAAUGAUGCUGGCAUCACGUCGGACGAGACCCUCCACAAUGAGCGUGCAGGUCCACCCAUGUCGGAGGUUACAUCAACUAAUGUGCCUUUGGAGGAACCAAACCGGAUGAGUGCACGAAGUAACUCACAAUCUGAAGAGCCUCCGCUAACCGGAAUCAUGGCAUUCGAAGAGAAGUUGAAGAGAAAGGGUAAAAAGAAAGCCUGCUGCGGGCUGCCCAUUUGGACGAUCGUUUUGGUGGGGGUGGUAAUGCUUGUGGGAGGAUGCAUUGGAGGUGUCAUUGGUGGUGUGCUCGGGGCGAAGAAGGCAGCGGAUCAGGAACACAAGCAGCCCAGCGGCCCGCAUAUUGUCACGUCAACUGUCACCCCAAAGAUGGAUGCGACUCCGGUUACAUCUACUCCAAUCAACUUGCUGGCCCUACCUACUGGCCAAUACGUUAUUCCGGCAUCUCCGAAGAACCAGUCCAAAUUUUGCGUCGCGGAGUCGGAUUACCGAGUUACAUGGUCCUGCAUGAAUUCGGGAGAUAUCCCUGUCGCUGUUGGAGGCACAGAUAGCCAACGUUCGAUCACGUUUGAAGAUACUACGUACUCGUCAAGUCUUAGCUAUGGAGCUCAAGCACCGGUUCUUUCCAACCCGACACAGAAUCUUUCAAUGGCAUAUGACCUCAACGAUGCCAGUUUCGGGCCCGCUUUGCACUUUUGGACCACCUUCGACAAGCUGGUCGUGGUGCCUCAAGAUUCAUUCCCAACGCACGCGUCAUCGAAACGCUCAUUGUCUGAGGAUGAACUGUUGGCUACCAUGCUUGUUCGCAAGGAUGUAGCCAAAGCAGGAGAUAAGCCGUGGUUCUGCUGGUGGAACAGUACCAUAAUCGAAUUCUUCUUAUACAUCAAUGAGACCACCAAGGAUGCCCAAUACAGCGCGACCGCCACGUCAUCGAGUUAUGUUCAAACCACGGGAGGUAGCUCGAGCUCGGUAUCCGACUAUCCCCGCCGGAUCAAAAUGGAAGAAAAACGAGAAAACCCCGGUGCCCCUAGUCCUUAUUGUCAACAGAUGCAAGUGCUUGAUGACGGGUCAGUUGGUCCCAUAUCCCAGGAGACUGUCCAGGUCAAGGAGUUACAGCCUACACCCACAACAACGAUCCAAGUCACCGGCUCAACACAAACUUAUACAGCGAAGGCCGAGUACCAGAGCGUCUGCUACUGCGUGUCAUUGACCGAAUGA